Messenger RNA from Pectinophora gossypiella (pink bollworm), 728 nucleotides. RefSeq names its product ER membrane protein complex subunit 4 (gene EMC4). The transcript is spliced from 2 exons. The record is from RefSeq and is a predicted model, not a curated record. The coding region runs from base 131 to 649 and encodes 172 amino acids. Gene Ontology annotation, cellular component: EMC complex. NCBI's taxonomy places the organism in Eukaryota, Metazoa, Arthropoda, Insecta, Lepidoptera, Gelechiidae. Gene Ontology annotation, biological process: protein folding in endoplasmic reticulum.
AUCUGUCAAAGUCGUAAAAUCUGUCGAUUGGUGUUCCUUGCAUUGGAGUGUUCUGCAUUAAUUAGCUAAUUGUAGAAUUUUCUGUGUGAUUUGAUAUAAUUAUUGUUUAUAUUAGCGAAAAAUAUCCAUUAUGUCUCAAUUAAAAUCAAACAAAAAGUUCAAAUGGGCGUUGGACUUCAAUCAAAAGAAUCGGGCUUUAGCAACAGAGUUACCAUCGCCACCAGGUUACAGUCAAUCAGCUGCUUCAAGUUACACAGAAUCAUCAAAGGAUACAGACUCAAACUUGCUUUUAAUCAAGAAAUUGUGGGAUGUUGCACUCGGACCCCUGAAACAGGUGCCAAUGAACCUGUUCAUAAUGUACAUGGCUGGUAACUCCAUAUCAAUAUUCCCUAUCAUGAUGGUUGGUAUGCUGAUUGUUCGGCCAGUAAAAGCUCUGUUCUCCACACAAAGCACUUUCAAGAUGGUUGAAGGCACCCAAGCAGCUGGUCAGAAGUUUGUCUACUUCAUUGGAAAUGUGGUGAACAUAUUGCUAGCCCUAUAUAAAUGUCAAAGCAUGGGAUUGCUUCCUACUCACUCCAGUGACUGGCUAGCGUUUGAAGAACCUCUGACGAGAGUUGAACACAUUGGAGGUGGACUAUCUUUACUGUGAAUUAAAUAAAAGUAAUAUCAAUUUGUUGCUAAUUUUAUUUAUAGCAUUGUAUAGAGCUAAUAAAUUGUAUUUACACAAG